Molecule: messenger RNA, 6306 nt
Organism: Sceloporus undulatus (fence lizard)
Lineage: Eukaryota; Metazoa; Chordata; Lepidosauria; Squamata; Phrynosomatidae
Gene: IREB2
Product: iron responsive element binding protein 2
Exons: 22
Coding region: 136-3027 (963 amino acids)
Biological process (GO): citrate metabolic process; tricarboxylic acid cycle
Cellular component (GO): cytosol; mitochondrion
Molecular function (GO): aconitate hydratase activity; iron-responsive element binding; 4 iron, 4 sulfur cluster binding
Source: RefSeq, a predicted model, not a curated record
UGGUCUCGUUUGCUCUCGCGAUGUUUCAGGGGAGGACUCCGCCCCCUUCGCAGAGAGUGGCUCCAAACCGAGCAGCGGACUCAGCGGCCGCUCAGUCAGUCAGUCUUCGCCGCCGCCGCCGCCGGAGGAAGUGCCAUGGACCGGGCCGGGAGAGACUUCCUGUUCCAAUAUUUAAUUGAAACAUUGGAUGGCAAUACAGACAAGAAGUUCUACAAUGUUGCUAAACUAGGAGGCACCAAAUAUGAUAUCCUGCCUUAUUCCAUACGGGUGCUGUUGGAAGCUGCUGUUCGUAACUGUGAUGGCUUCCUAGUCAAAAGAGAAGAUGCUAUGAACAUUUUGGAUUGGAAAGCAAAGCAGAACAAUGUUGAAGUGCCCUUCUGUCCUGCCAGAGUCCUCCUCCAAGACUUCACUGGAAUUCCUGCCAUGGUGGAUUUUGCUGCUAUGAGGGAAGCUGUGAAAAAUCUUGGAGGAGAUCCUACAAAAGUCUAUCCUGCCUGCCCAACAGAUCUCACUGUAGACCAUUCUUUGCAGAUUGACUUCAACAAAUGUGCUAUACAGAAUACUCCCAAUCCUGGUGGUGGGGACCUGCAAAAGCCAGCCUCAAAACUUUCUCCACUGAAAGCCCCUCGGAAACUACCAUGCAAAGGCCAGAGCAGCUGCAGAGGGCCAUGUGAUGGAGAGUCAAGGCGUAAUGUGGGGCAACUUUCCAUGCAGAUUGAGAACACACCUCUACUUUGUCCUUUUCAUUUUCAACCAGUGCCUGAGCCUGAAACAGUAUUAAAAAACCAGGAGAUGGAAUUUGGUAGAAAUAGAGAGAGACUCCAAUUCUUCAAGUGGGGUUCCAAAGUUUUUAGGAAUGUCUCAGUAAUUCCUCCUGGAACAGGAAUGGCACACCAAGUAAACCUGGAAUACUUGUCAAGGGUUGUAUUUGAUGCUGAAGGCUUUCUCUAUCCAGAUAGUGUCAUUGGCACUGAUUCUCAUACUACAAUGGUGAAUGGCUUAGGAAUCUUGGGAUGGGGUGUGGGAGGAAUUGAAACAGAAGCGGUCAUGCUAGGAUUGCCAGUCACUUUCACCUUGCCUGAGGUGGUUGGGUGUGAACUGACAGGCUCAGCCAGCCCGCUUGCCACAUCAAUUGAUGUAGUCCUGAGCAUUACAAAGCAACUAAGGCAAGCAGGGGUGUCUGGAAAAUUUGUGGAGUUCUUUGGUCCUGGAGUUUCCCAGCUCUCUAUAGGUGACCGAACCACAAUAGCAAAUAUGUGUCCAGAAUAUGGUGCUAUUUUGAGCUUUUUUCCUGUAGAUAAUGUGAUGCUGAAGCAUUUGAAGUAUACAGGCUUUGAUGAGGCCAAGCUUAAGUCCAUGGAAGCAUAUCUUAAAACUGUGAAAUUAUUUAGAAAUUAUCAGCUUCCCACUGAAGAACCAGAAUAUUCCCAGAUUAUACAAAUAAACCUGGAAUCAAUAAUGCCCUAUGUUAGUGGUCCCAAAAGGCCACAGGACAGAGUGGCUGUUAUGAAUAUGAAAAGUGAUUUCCAGACUUGCUUAAAUGAAAAGGUUGGGUUUAAAGGCUUUCAGAUUCCAGCUGAAAAGCAAAAUGAUGUUGUUCCUGUUGAGUAUGAAGGAAAUGAGUACCAGCUGGCUCAUGGAUCAGUUGUCAUUGCUGCAGUUAUCAGCUGUACAAACAACUGCAAUCCGUCUGUAAUGCUAGGAGCAGGUUUGUUGGCCAAAAAAGCUGUUGAAGCUGGUCUGACUGUUAAGCCUUACAUAAGAACUAGCUUAUCGCCGGGCAGUGGAAUGGUCACACAUUAUCUCAGUUCUAGUGGUGUUUUGCCAUACCUCAAUAAACUUGGAUUUGAAGUCAUUGGCUAUGGAUGUUCCACAUGUGUUGGGAAUACUGCUCCUCUGCCAGAAACCAUUCAGAAUGCAAUUGUUCAGGGUGAUUUGGUUGCUUGUGGGGUUUUGUCAGGAAACAAAAACUUUGAAGGCCGUCUCUGCAGUUGCAUCCGUGCCAACUACCUUGCUUCACCACCUCUUGUUGUUGCUUAUGCUAUAGCAGGAACUGUGAAUAUUGAUUUCCAAACGGAGCCAUUAGGAGUCAGUCCUGAUGGGAGAAGUAUCUUUUUGCAUGAUAUUUGGCCUACGCGGGAAGAACUUCAACAGAUGGAAGAAGAGUUUGUAAUAGCAUCCAUGUUUAAAGAGCUGAGGCAGAAAAUGGAGAAAGGAAACAAGCUAUGGAACUCUUUGGAAGCUCCUGAAUCCAUUUUAUUUACAUGGGAUUCAAAGUCUACAUACAUCCGAUGUCCUUCAUUUUUUGAUAAAUUUGCCAAAGACCCACUUCCACCCCAGUCCAUUGAAAACGCACAUGCCUUGUUGUACUUGGGAGAUUCUGUAACAACUGAUCACAUUUCACCUGCAGGAAGCAUUGCAAGAGGCAGUGCUGCAGCCAGAUACUUGACAAACAAAGGCCUCACACCCCGUGAAUUCAAUUCAUAUGGUGCUCGACGGGGCAAUGAUGCUGUGAUGACAAGAGGAACUUUUGCAAACAUAAAGCUUUUAAACAAAUUCAUUGGGAAACCAGCUCCUAAAACUGUCCAUAUUCCAACAGGACAGAUGUUGGAUGUAUUUGAUGCAGCUGAGUUUUAUCGGAAAGAGAAUAUACCUCUGAUCAUCUUGGCAGGCAAGAAGUAUGGACAGGGGAGCUCAAGAGAUUGGGCUGCAAAAGGACCUUUUUUACUGGGUGUCAAAGCAGUUAUCGCUGAAAGCUAUGAGAAGAUCCAUAAAGGUCAUUUAAUUGGAAUGGGCAUUGCUCCACUUCAGUUCUUCCCAGGUGAAAACACACACGUUUUGGGCCUGACAGGCAAAGAACAGUUUUCUAUCGCCUUUCCUCAAGAGCUAUCCCCUGGAAUCAUCGUAGACGUAAAGACAAAUACAGGUAAAGUAUUUCACGUGCUCGCCUCCUUUGACAAUGACGUCGAAGUAACAUUAUACAAACAUGGUGGCGCUUUGAACUACAUGAUUCGAAGGCUCUUGUAGAGACCUGUUCGCACGCUGGGGAAGGUGCGUAAAUAGGCCAACCCCCUGAAGGCUUGUGCAGACCUCACCCUCUUGACGGAACUGUAUACAGUCCCACUGCGCUCAGAUAACUUCGUCCAUGGAUGUAAAAGAUUGUGAAUUGUUUUAGUGACUGCAGCAAGAUCCUUCCAGAUUUUAAAAUAAUACUCGAAUGGUGCUAUUGACAUUGCUAAAAAAUUGACGUGCGUGUUGUGAAAAAGAAGCUGUAAGUAUGGGGGGGAGGGGAGGGAGCGGGUUGUCCUAGAGCAUUUUGUAAAUAAAUGAUGUGAAACCCUGAAACUGAAUUGUGGUGAAAAUUUUAAGCAAGAUCACAACUUUUAGUUGUAUUUCCCCUUAGUUUCGGCACCUUUUCACUUUCUAUUGCUGCUUGUUGGUUUGAGAGCAGCACAUGAUUUGGAAUUUUAACAGGUGGGUAGCUUCUUUUUUGUUCGGGUGUCCAGGCCCCUGAAAAUCCAAAGUCUGCUAUUAGCCACUGGCCUUGAUGCGUGUGUUGGUUGUAGGUUAGGAGGCUGAAGAAAUCCCUACAUAGUAGACACAACAAUUUUCUUUAAGCGGAUACUCUUGAAAUAUGUUGGACUACAGCUCCCAUCACCCUAGCAAUCAUGUCUCCUAUCCUUCAUUGGGUGGGGAUGAUAUGAGAAGCAGUCAGAUGCCAUCUGGAGGGUGUAAAAGUGGGGAACACUACUCUGUGAGAACAAAAGAUUUUUCUUUGAAGAACGCAAACCUUGAAGACAAAACAUCCCAUUUUGAAGUAUUUGUAUUUGCAAACAAAUAAGGUUGCAGCAUCCACUCUUGCUUCAUUCAAAAUCAAGAUGGCUUUUGAUGAGUGAUUGUCAGGGACCUUAACUGCAUUAACCUGACCCCUUGCUGAAUCAGCUGAAACCGUAACCUUGUCUCUCACCCUCUCAGUCUUUCCUGAGUUUGCCUUUUGCAAUGAAGAAAAGUAGAUAAAAGAAUUGAACAGAAGUAGCUUUGUUUGUGUGCCACAAAAACAACAACCAAGGGUCCUAGUGGCCACUUAAGAAUUAAUACAAUUGGAAUAAUUUUUUAUGGACUGCAGCCUGAUUCAUCAGAUGCAUGGAAUACUGCCUCAGUUGACAGACACUUACACACAGGUUCCCUUCACCCAAACAAGUGUGUAAAUAACUGCUGAGGGAGCACUCCAUGUAUCUGAUGAAAUACAAUAGGCUGAAGUUGCAAUAGCUUAUGCCAAAUAAAACUUCUUAGUUUCCAAGAUGCCACUAGACUCUCCGCAGAUAAAAGAGCAGUAACCUGUGCUCACCAUCACCAAGGUUUGAGAUGGUUCUUUUUAACUAGUCUGUCCUUUCUCUGCUUUUAGUGAGUGAUCAAAAUUAGCUGAAACCUUUGGCCUAAAGAGGAUUGUAAAUAAUUGACUACUUUGCUCAGGCAAUUUGUGGUCCUUUUUUCCCCUAUUAACCAGACAGGCAUCCAUUCUUCAAAAGAUUCUUGCAUUCUAGCCCAGACUACCUAUUAUAUCAGUGCCUUGUCUCGUAACAUUUGACUGUUUCAAUGUUGCUAUAGGAAACUUUCCUUGAUAAAAUUUGGUAUAUUUUGCAUCUCAGCAGGACAAGCAAAGCAGGCUGGUGAGUUUGUUGGGUUCUAUCAGACCCUUCUUAAAACACUGUACCCUAAAAAUGGUUCUCUUCAUGAUGUGAUCUGUGGCAGUUACUUUAUAGUGAGAAGCAAACUAUAAUUAAGAAUUACCUGUGGCAAUUAUUUUACAGAGAGCAGCAGACUAUAAUUAAGAAUUGCCUAAUUCAUGUACACAGUAUAGUCUUUCUUCUACUCUAGGAAUUUUGCUGUAGAAAAAAAACUGCCCUCGGUAAUUAAAAACUCAGUUUCAGAGUAUUGUGUAGAGAAGCCAUUUAAAAAAUAAGCCUGACGUAAUAGAAUAUCUAGUGAAUAUUAUAUUAUAUCACUGACUUCUGAGUUGCAAUUUGGAAAUUAAGUUAUAUGGGGUGGAUAGGGAGGUUACAUGGCCUGGAAACGUGUUCAUGUCCAGCACUUUGGUUUGAGGUGGACACCCAUCUCUGUUACCCUUUUGAAUCCCAGUUACUUUUCAGUUGCGGGGGGGGGGGCAAUAAAAUCCUUAAGCCUGCCUUCCCCAACCUGAUGCUCUCUAGAUAUGUUGGACUUUGAUGGAAAUUGCAUUCUUAAUUCAUCUGGAGGCUCCUGAGAUGAAAAAGAUUGUUUUAACCAUUUGUCGGUGGAAUUUCAUAGAUUACCCCCCCCAAAAAAAAAACAUUUUUGGAUCAGUAUCUUCUAUAAAAUAACUACAAGGCCAUCUGUGCCCCUUUCUGUCACCUUACAGCCAUUUUUUUUCCUGAUUAACUGUCGAUAAAUACACUGAUAUCUCUUUUCUGCAUUAUUCUUGUUCAAAAUACCUGGCAAAGUCAUUCUGGCCUAAUUAUCCUUGAUGUAAUGGUAUAUUCUGCAUCUUAAAUAGGGAAAGCAAAAGAAGGAUCCUGUAUGUGUAGCAAUCUUUUAAUUAACUUUUCCAGUCUAGUGAGACUUUCUCUGUUGUUAAUGCAAGUGGACAUUCUUCCUGACUCUCAAAACUUGCUUUCCUAAGCUGGUAUGCCUUUAAGGGACAUAUCUGUUUUUGCCUACUACUGCUCUGAAAACAACAUUCAUACAUUUUUCUGGAAGGCUCAUUUGCAUCUGCAGCUUGUGCACAAGCAUAUGUUCCCAAAUCUAGUAGAGCUUCAGACACAGAGACAGAGUUCUGACGGUAUUACAGGUUGAACGCCCUUCUAAAAAGCUUCCAUCAGUACCCUGACAUUGAUACCUAAGCUUGAACUUUCCUUUAAGUGGACUAUUUUCAGAUCAGGUCCAAAGAAGGUGUAGUUGUUUCCCUAACAAAGUACACUAUCUUUCUGCUUUAUAGGCCCACAUGAUGUGCAUGACCAGCAAGGCUAGAGCUGGCUUUCUGAUUUUGGCAAAGUGAUUUCAUGUGAACAGGGCUCUUUUUUAAGUCAAAAUACUGCCAGGAGUGGUCCAAUGCCUCUGUCAUUCCUUGGGUUCCCCCUUCCAAAUGUCAAAGGAUUGUGCUUUCCAGGCAGUAGGUCCUAUGGCUUUGAACUCAGUAGGACAGACUUCACAGUUAAGAUGCCUAGAUUUAGGAUGUGUAUCUGAAAUUUUGGCACAGUUUAUUCUAGUUUUCAGUACCUGCCAAAGGCAGAGGCAAGUUUUCUUCCUGCAGCUUUCCACAACCUGAGU